Salvia hispanica is the source of this 510-nucleotide messenger RNA. The record is from RefSeq and is a predicted model, not a curated record. NCBI's taxonomy places the organism in Eukaryota, Viridiplantae, Streptophyta, Magnoliopsida, Lamiales, Lamiaceae.
CUCUUUAAGCAAUAAAUUUUCCAAUCUAUUUAAGUUUCUAAUUUAAGCAACUAAUUUCAGGCCUAACCCCUCUCUCUUUUCUCUCUCCCCAUUUCAAUCAUGAACGGUGAAAAGAAGAAAAGAAAAAUGGAGGAAAGUACUGCUCAUGUUGCUCCCAGUGAAAACGAAGAUGAAGAUGAAGAUGAAGAAGCGAAGAUGGAGAAUUUCUUCGCAUUGAUUAAGAGCACCCGAGAAGUGCGGGAGCAGCUGGCCGGUACGUCGGAGAAGAAAGAAAAAGCCACCACCGCAGAUAAACCUCAAUCGACACCGUGGAAUCCGACAUUCAUGCUUGAAGAUUUCGUGGAGGCGCCGGCGCCGGUGGUGGAGAAGGAAGGCACUUCUAAGGAGGGAGAGAAACGCGAGAGUGGUGAGAAAAAAGGAUUGGAGUUGGACCUCAAUCUCUCUUUGUAGGGAGUAGAGUACUUAUUUUGCUUGCCCAUGUUCUCAAUGAAAGUUAUCUUUCUCCACUCA